Messenger RNA from Cicer arietinum (chickpea), 900 nucleotides. Its product is annotated as dual specificity protein phosphatase PHS1-like. Gene Ontology annotation, molecular function: phosphoprotein phosphatase activity. Lineage: Eukaryota; Viridiplantae; Streptophyta; Magnoliopsida; Fabales; Fabaceae. Gene Ontology annotation, biological process: response to abscisic acid; cortical microtubule organization; protein dephosphorylation. The record is from RefSeq and is a predicted model, not a curated record.
UCUAUCUUGCAUUCUAUUAUUUUUCUUUCUCUUUGGUCUUAUACUUUAUCAUACUUUCCAGGUUGAUGCAGAAUCUUAUAAAGAAUUGGAGCAUUGGAAUGAAAUGCUUAAAAAUGAUAUUAUCAAGUUAUGCCAGGAAAACAAUUUCAAUUCAGGAUUUUUUGAGGGUAGUGACAGCAACACAGCUGUUGUGCAUAUGAAUUGAAGGUCAGACUUGAGCAUAUCCUUGAGAGGAUUGCAUUGAUAUCUGAGGCUGCAAAUACAGAGAGACCAUCCGCCAUUACAAAUAGCCUGUACAUCGGUGGAGCACUAUCCGCAAGAUCUGUAUACACAAUGCAACACUUGGGAAUCACUCAUAUUUUGUGUUUAUGUACUAAUGAAAUUGGACAAUCAGAUUCUCAAUUUCCUGAUCUAUUCAUUUACAAAAAUUUCUCUGUGUGCGACAAUGAGGAUGUUAACAUCAGCAGAAUAUUUGAUGAAGCUUGUGAUUUUAUAGAAGCUGUUGAGCGAACAGGCCAGAGUGUUUUAGUUCAUUGCUUUGAAGGGAAAAGCAGAAGUGUCACUGUAGUCCUAGCUUACUUGAUGCUCAGAAAGAAGUUCACAUUAAUAGAAGCAUGGAAUGCUAUGAAAAAAGUUCACCAUCGAGCGCAGCCGAAUGAUGGUUUUGCUAAGAUUUUACAGGAACUUGAUCAAAAACUGUAUGGAAAGGUUUCAAUGGAGUGGCGGCGGUGGUGGAAACCAACGAUGAAAGUUUGCCCAAUAUGUGGCAAGGAUGCUGGAUUGAGGAGCAAUUCCCUUAAGCUGCAUCUACAGAGAGCACAUCAGGGAGUGUAGAUAUCGCCUCAAAAUUUUAGCCAUUGAAAGCAAUUAAGCAUAUUCCUUUGGAGAGUUUGUGUAUGA